AUGUAUUUCGGCGGAGAAACAGGAAGCGUUACCGCAGGGAGAGAGAGAGAGGGAAAGAGAGAGAGAGAGAGCGCGAGAGAGGGAGGUGGAGUGGGGCGCUUGAAUGAAACGGGCAGGCCGUGAAACGCUGCCAUCUCUCAAAUCAGGACAGCACUGACCACGGCUGGGAUGUGGGCGGCAUUAUGAGCGUGAAAGCUUUUGAGCUGGUUCCCGCCGUGGAGCGGGAACAAGUGAUGGGCGAAAAGGUGCGGAUAAACAUCGAAUGCAUCGAGUGCUGUGGCGUACAUCUGUACCUUGGCACCAAUGACUGCUUCAUCCAUCACUUCCUACUAGAGGAGCGCACUACAUCCAAAGGUAAGCUGGCCUACAAUGCCCAGAAGCUCCUCCACAAAUACCUGGGCCUGAAGAAGCCAGUGGCAGAGCUGAAGGCUGCCUCUGCUUUAGAACGUUUAAUCGUCCUCUGUGACUCAACCAUCACUGUUGUGGACAUGGUUACUCUGGAGCCUGUGCCCACCGGGGGCACAAAGCUCAAAGGUGUGACUGCGUUUUGCAUCAACGAGAAUCCAGUGACGGGCGAUGCGUUCUGUGUGGAAAUGGCGGUGGUUUUGGCACGCAGACGGGCCAUCCAGAUCUGUACGGUCCAUGAGGACAGAGUGCAGAUGUUAAAGGAAGUGACCACACCAGAGCAGCCCUGUGCCCUGAGCCUGGACGUUUAA
This is a messenger RNA of Sinocyclocheilus grahami, 716 nucleotides long. RefSeq names its product transforming growth factor-beta receptor-associated protein 1 homolog. The coding region runs from base 183 to 716 and encodes 177 amino acids. The transcript has 2 exons. Gene Ontology annotation, biological process: endosomal vesicle fusion; autophagy; vesicle-mediated transport. Gene Ontology annotation, cellular component: cytoplasm; membrane. NCBI's taxonomy places the organism in Eukaryota, Metazoa, Chordata, Actinopteri, Cypriniformes, Cyprinidae. The record is from RefSeq and is a predicted model, not a curated record.